GACAUCAAAGUCUCGUACGGAAAAGCAAGUGAAUGGUCGACGACACAAGAGGAAAAGAAAAUGAAUCCGGAAGGAAGACAGGAUGAUUCGACGAGUCAUGGAGCCUCUGAUGAAGCAAAUGAUUUCUCCGUUGAAGAAAAUGAAGUCUACGAGGAAGAAUCAACUGUGAUAGGCGAAACCGAAAGUGCUUCCGACGUUUCAACUGAAACAUUCUAUUCCACGAGACGAUCACAGAGCGACACCUUUGAGGAUAGCAUAUCAAGACUGUCUUGUGUUUGCAACCGCGAAAAUAACGCCGCUGAUAGAAGUAAUUAUUGUGGAAAAUACACAAAUGCAAAAUCUCUUCGGAGUGGGGAAUGUUCUGACAGGGUUUCGGUGGAAGAACAAACCAUCACAUCUUCUGUUAAUGGCCUUGAAGUACUUUAUCUGACCCUUGCAAGAGGAAUGGAAUCGGUGCCACCAAUCCAAGAGACAUCUAGCGUUGUUCAAGUAGCAUCCACAACAAACAGUGCAAAUGUAGGCACACGCGCUGGUUGCUCCGUGUUCCGAGGCGGAAGCGUUCCAGUAGAAGGUUUUACAGACUUGUCAGUGCUUUAUCCAUGCACACCUCAACAAUUGACACUGUUUGUUCUAAAAAAGGAUCAUCAGCGAUUAAAUAUAAUGACCUUUUCAGUACACUGUGUGGAACAGUCAAGGCAGGCAAGAGCAAGUUUGAUGGUAAAACAGCUAGAGCAACACCUACACACCCGUCUACAACUUGUUCCAUGUGGUGAUGAAUACUCCUACCAAGAACAAAAUAAACAUUUCCAUCCCCUGACCUUGGACAAUGAAAUAAAAAUAAAGUUUGAGUUGCGGAAGAAAGUACAGAGAAAAUUCCGACUUCAGGAGGAACAGGAAAUUUUCCAGGUGUGUCAGAUUAUAUGAAAACAACCAGGUGUUCCAUUAAAAAAAACUUGGAUCAACAUCAGAAUUUUGAACUGCAUGGAAUGACCUUUUUUCGUCUACCGACCAAGCAUUCUUUUUUACUCACUUUACACAGGUUCCACUGGUUCGCAUUAUGUCCUUGAGCCAGAAUAGAAUUCCAAGUCCUAUUGUU
This is a messenger RNA of Stylophora pistillata, 1096 nucleotides long. RefSeq lists its product as uncharacterized. NCBI's taxonomy places the organism in Eukaryota, Metazoa, Cnidaria, Anthozoa, Scleractinia, Pocilloporidae. The record is from RefSeq and is a predicted model, not a curated record.